Molecule: messenger RNA, 754 nt
Organism: Abrus precatorius (Indian licorice)
Lineage: Eukaryota; Viridiplantae; Streptophyta; Magnoliopsida; Fabales; Fabaceae
Product: embryo-specific protein ATS3B-like
Exons: 3
Coding region: 53-553 (166 amino acids)
Molecular function (GO): protein binding
Source: RefSeq, a predicted model, not a curated record
CUCGUUGUAUCCUUCGAACCACAAAACAGCAUCACAAGUCCCUGACUAAACCAUGAAAGCUCUCACUCUAAUCCUCACACUUUGCAUCAUCGUUGCUUUCUCACAGGCAACACCUAUAGUUACUCAGCCUCAACCCAAUGAAUCUUUCAAGCUCAAUCAUACCCACCCACAGAAUGUGGGUAGUAGCUGUACUUACACGGUCACCAUAAAAACUAGCUGCAGUUCUCCCUCUUAUACCAGAGAUCAUAUAAGCAUUGCUUUCGGGGAUGCUUAUGGCUAUCAGGUUUAUGUUCCAAGGCUUGAUGAUCCUUAUUCAGGGACAUUCGAGCGGUGCUCUACGGAUACGUUUGAGAUAUACGGUCCAUGUACCUACCAAAUAUGCUAUCUCUACUUAUACAGGACUGGAUACGAUGGUUGGCUACCAGAGAAAGUGACCGUAUAUGGAUAUUACUCCAACCCUAUUACAUUUUACUAUAACACUUAUAUUCCUAAUGGUAUUUGGUAUGGCUUUGAUUAUUGUGGUAGUUAUUUGGCCUCCUCUGCCUCUGCAUAAUAGUGAUCUCAUCGACUUUGUAAUCACAUAAAUGUAAAAUAAAUAGAGGUCCAAUGGUGAACCAUGUUAUGUGGGCUUAGUGUAGGGGACCUUCUAUGUACCCUUUAGGCUUUUGGUCUCAUGUAUGUUUCUAGGCUUCACUUUAUGGAUUCCACGUUACUAUGUCAUAUUUAAUUCGAGAGACACGUUUUUCUUUUUUGU